AUGGGCGCGCUCUGCUCCUGCUGCUGCGGCACGCGCGACGUUGUGCCUGACGCGCCCGACGUCAUCAUUCCCGAUCCGGAGGAGGACGAGCAGAUCGUCGUCACGAUCGAUCAGGCUGCGAUCGCGAGCCGCGACUACCUCGCGUACCGCGGGCUCGGCACGGAGGACCGGAACGAGCGCUGGUUCUUCCUCAACAAGUCGGGCUCCAAGUGGGGCGGCAACGUCCAGAUGGAGGUCGAGAACUUUGUUCGCGGCCUCGACCCGAACGACGAGAACAAGGGGCAGGUGCUGUGGCGGUCCGACUUCAUCGACCAGCCCUUCUUCCAGCAGCAGCUCCGCGACGUCGGCGGCAGCAUGCUCCAGUUCGCCUUCACCGGCUUCAUCGACUCGAUGUUUGACCGGCCGCACUACGACGACGGCUACUACAUCUCGCACGGCGGCGGCUGGGACCGCGACUACCGCACCUCCCUCUUCCUCAACUGGAACAUGCGGACCGAGGCGAGAUUACCCGAGAUUGCCCGAGAUUGCCCGAGAUUACGGCACCUCUUCCUCAACUGGAACAUGCGGAGCGAGGCGUCGCUCUCCUCGACGGUGCGCAAGGGGUUCGGUUUCCCGGUCAAGCUGGUGGUGUACGCGCAGGGCACCGGUGUCGCGCGCUACUUCGAGGUGGAGGAGCCGAUCUACGAGGAGCGCGGCGAGGGCGAGAACCGGCAGCGGGUGCAGGUGGGCACGCGCCGCCGCUGGGAGAGGCACGAGCGCGAGUACGUCGACUUCGUCCAGUUCGCCGUGUGCGACCUGGCGUCGGGGCAGCCGGUGGUCGACCAGUUCGGGGCAGCCGUCGUGUUCACUGUGCACGGCGACUCGGCCGACUGGACCAACAACUGCAGCACCAAGUUCUUCGACGUGCAGCAGCGCGGCGGCUGGUUCACGAAGGACCCUCCGACCAUCACGACCAAGGCGGGCGUCGACCCGGCGCUGGCGCUGCUCAUCGCGCACCUCUGCACCAAGGAGUUCUCGACCGCCCAGAUCAAGUCCAACUUCCACCCGCGCUUCCCGUACGACCCGCUCAGUGCCGUGUUCGGCUUCUUCUGAGCGCGCGCGAGUGCGAGUGUUCGCUCACUGGCUCACGCACUGAAUCGAUUGUUCAAUACCGUAUCGGCCGCCCCCAUUCGCCUCCGGCUGUUAGUGCGACCCGCGUACUGUACGGACUCCUUUCUCCCUACCCAUUUGCAUGCAGCAGCGCCACACGUACGUUCAACGUUGCGCUUCACGAGAGAGUGCGCUAGCGGUUUGUCGGGAGGUGGAGGGGGGCACAGGCUGCUCACCCACGUGCACCGGGCCAGUGCUUGCACUUUGAAUGCCGUGGGGCUCCUGCCCGUGUCCGGGUGUGAAGAUGCGAGGGUCGCCCCCCCUUGCCCUACCAUUUUGUGUGUAACUUCG
Molecule: messenger RNA, 1440 nt
Organism: Emiliania huxleyi CCMP1516
Lineage: Eukaryota; Haptophyta; Isochrysidales; Noelaerhabdaceae
Exons: 9
Coding region: 1-1092 (363 amino acids)
Source: RefSeq, a predicted model, not a curated record